This is a messenger RNA of Fraxinus pennsylvanica, 1185 nucleotides long. The record is from the annotation of a GenBank genome assembly. Lineage: Eukaryota; Viridiplantae; Streptophyta; Magnoliopsida; Lamiales; Oleaceae.
AUGGCUUCUGACGGAUUCCGGCCACUGGACGAGAAGUUAUUGGUGGAGUACGUGAAGGCAACUCCAGUAUUGGCUGAUAAGCUGGGCAACCAGUUUGAUAAGCUGGAAAUUGAAGAAGUGGGCGAUGGAAAUCUCAAUUUUGUGUAUAUCGUUAUUAGCCCCUCUGGCUCCUGCGUUAUCAAACAGGCUCUUCCUUAUAUUCGUUGUAUAGGGGAGUCGUGGCCAAUGGCAAAGGAACGUGCCUAUUUUGAAGCAAUAACACUAAAAGAGCAUGGUGGCUUGUGUCCUGACCAUGUUCCUGAGGUUUACCAUUUCGACAACUCGAUGUGUUUAAUUGAGCACAUAUCAGACUAUAUGGCUAAAACUCUAUUCUACACAUCCCUUCUGUAUCUUACGACAACAGAUCAUAAAAGUGCAGUUGCUAAAUAUUGUGGAAAUGUGGAGAUGUGCAGACUCACUGAGCAGGUUGUCUUUUCUGACCCUUACAAAGUUUCUGAACAUAACCAUUGGACAUCUCCUUAUCUUGAUUCUGAUGCCGAAGCAGUUCGGGAGGAUAACCUUUUGAAACUUGAAAUUGCUGAGCUGAAAUCCAAAUUCUGUGAAAGAGCCCAAGCUCUUAUACAUGGUGAUCUCCAUACAGGUUCUGUCAUGGUAACUGGAGAUUCAACUCAAGUUAUUGAUCCAGAAUUUGGUUUUUAUGGGCCAAUGGGAUUUGAUAUUGGAGCUUUUGUUGGGAAUUUGAUUUUAGCUUACUUUGCACAAGAUGGACAUGCUGUUGAUGGGAAUGAUCGAAAGCCAUAUAAAGUUUGGAUUUUGAAGACUAUAACAGAGACUUGGAACCUCUUCUAUAAAAAGUUUACUGCUCUUUGGGAUGAACACAAGGAUGGUCCUGGAGAGGCAUAUCUUCCAGCAAUUUAUAAUAAUCCAGACGUACAGUUGCUGGUAAAACAGAAAUACAUGAAAGAACUUUUCCAUGAUACUCUUGGAUUUGGUGCCGCCAAAAUGAUAAGGAGAAUUGUUGGGGUAGCUCAUGUUGCAGAUUUUGAAUCCAUCAAAGAGGCUAAAAAACGAGCUGUGUGUGAACGAAAAGCUCUUAACUUCGCCAAGAAUCUUCUGAAGGAAAGAAGAGAUUUCCAAAGCAUUAGUGAAGUUGUUUCUGCAAUGGAGCAACUCGAUUCACAAUAA